CGAAUCACGGCAAACAUAGAGUUUAGUGACAGCCCGUUUGAAUAAAAUCAUGGCUACCCAAAAUAUGUUUUCUCAAUCUUUGCUUCUAUGCUUGCUAUUCUCAUUUUCUGUUUCCCAGGACACACUUCUUGCAACCCAAAUGAUCAAAGAUGGCAACUUUCUAAUAUCUGAGGAAAAUACUUUCGAGUUAGGAUUUUUCAGCCCCGGUAGUUCUAGCUAUAGGUAUCUAGGAAUUUGGUUCCAUAAACUACGAGAACAAACUGUGGUGUGGGUAGCAAAUAGGAAUAAUCCAAUCCAUGGCUUCUCAGGCGUUCUCUCAAUUAACCAACAUGGAAAUCUCGUUCUCUAUGGCGAUCAUGAACAGAAAGUUCGAGUAUGGUCUACCAAUGUUUCAGUAAAAGCAACUGAGACUUGUACGGCUCAGCUGUUGGAUUCAGGGAAUUUGGUUUUGAUCCAGGGUAGAAGCAAAAGAAUUGUGUGGCAAAGUUUUGAUUAUCCGACUGAUACCAUAAUAAGAGGAAUGAAAUUCGGGCUGAAUUGGAAAAAUGGUUUGGACUGGUCCCUAACCUCAUGGAGAUCAGCAGAUGACCCAGGAACAGGGAACUAUUCGGCUAAGCUCGACCCAAGCGGCUCACCACAGUACUUUCUGUACAACGGUGCGAAGCGUCAUUGGCGAAGUGUCUCAUGGCCAUGGCCAUGGAGAGCAUUACCGAAUGUGCGCAACUACAGUUUUGUUAACAAUCAAGACGAGGUAUACUUUACCUUCUUUCGAGAUGAAACUUCAAGUAUAGUAAGAAUCAAGAUGGAUUACUCAGGAUUGAUCAAGUGGAGCACAUGGCAUGAAAGUGAAGGCCAAUGGAAGGAGUUCUGGUCGGCACCCAAAUACCAGUGUGAUUUUUAUGGAAACUGUGGUGCUUAUAGUAACUGUUAUCCUAGCAAUGGUCUUACUUUUGAAUGCUCCUGUUUACCUGGGUAUGAACCCAAGUCCCCAAAGGACUGGCAUCUAAGAGACGGAUUAAGUGGGUGUGUAAGGAAGCGACUUGAAUCUUCGUCGGUGUGUGGUCAUGGAGAAGGGUUUGUCAAAGUGGAACAUGUUAAGGUUCCUGACACUUCUGCAGCAGUUUGGGUGGACAUGAGUAUGAGUCAGUCGGAUUGUGAACAGGAAUGCAAGAGAAAUUGCUCGUGUGCUGCAUAUGCAAGCAUACCCAUUGCUGGGAAAGGGAUGGGUUGCUUGGCAUGGUAUGGAGUAUUAAUAGAUACGGUAAAUUUUGGGGAUGAAAGCAAGUAUGAUCUGUAUAUUCGUGUUGAUGCUCUUGAAUUAGCUGAGAUUGCAAGGAAAUCAAAAGGGUUUUUUGAAACAAAGGGGAUGAUAGCCAUUUUGGUACUUUCUUCUGUUUCAGCAUGGUUUGUCAUAAUCAUAUUUGCGUAUUUGUGGUUCAGUAAGGGGAGUAAGAAAAGGACAACGAGAGACAAAAAGAACAAAAGAUCAGUUCAUCCUAUGGAUGGUUUAAGCUUCCAUGAAGAUGGAUGGACGGAAAAUGGGCUUGGUGGAAUUGAAAUCAAUCCACACUUGGAAUUUUUUGGUAUCAGCGCUAUGCUUGGUGCCACUAACAAUUUCUCUCCAGCUAACAUACUUGGACAGGGUGGUUUUGGCCCAGUUUAUAAGGGUCUGCUACUUAAUGGGCAAGAGAUUGCUGUAAAAAGACUAUCCAAAAAUUCAAGACAAGGAGUAGAAGAAUUUAAGAAUGAAGUUAUGUUGAUUGCCAAGCUUCAACACAGGAAUCUUGUUAAACUUCUUGGAUGCUGCAUUGAGAGAGAAGAACAGAUGUUAGUUUAUGAAUACUUGCCAAACAAAAGCUUGGACUCGUUUCUUUUUGAUGAAGCAAGAAGAUUAUUUUUGGAUUGGGGAAAACGCUUCAAUAUUAUCAUUGGCAUUGCUCGCGGGAUCUUAUAUCUUCAUCAAGACUCAAGUUUAAGAAUUAUUCAUAGGGAUUUAAAAUGCAGCAACAUUCUACUAGAUAGUGAAAUGAAUCCAAAAAUUUCUGACUUUGGUAUGGCCAGAUUAUUCAUAAAUGACCAAAUUCAGAACAAGACAAAUCGAGUUGUUGGAACAUACGGCUAUAUGUCACCAGAAUAUGCAGUAUUUGGAAAAUUUUCAAUAAAAUCUGAUGUGUUUAGCUUUGGGGUGAUAUUGUUGGAGAUUAUAAGUGGCAAGAAGAGCACUGGUUUUAACAUGGAGGAUGCUUCCCUAAGCUUGAUAGGACAUGUCUGGGAACUAUGGAGUGAAGGCAGGGCACUGGAACUCAUAGAUUCAUCAUUAGAGGAGUCUUAUAUUCCUCAUGAAGUUUCGAGAUGCAUUCAAAUCGGACUCUUAUGUGUGCAAGAAGAUGCUAUGGACAGACCAACCAUGUUAGUAGUUGUUCUCAUGUUGAAUAGUGAAAUGGCUCUUCCUUCACCAAAACAACCUGCAUUUAUAUUUAGAAAAUCCAGCAACAAUUCUAACUCAACUCUAGGGGAAGAAGGACCAUGUUCUGUAAAUGAGGUGACAAUGACUGGAGUUGUAACUCGCUAAACUGUAGCUGCAACCAAUAACUGCCAAGUGUGUCCACUGUGCAAAACCCAACAUCAAACCAUGGAUGCGAGAAGACUCUUCCUGCAUUCUUUUUUCAUGGUCCAUCUAUUCAUGUUAUGUUCUUCAGUCGACACUAUUGCCAGAAACCAAACCAUCAAAGAAGGCCAACUUCUAAUCUCUGAAGAAAACCAUUUUGCUUUAGGAUUUUUUAGCCCUGGCAAUUCCAGAUAUAGAUAUCUUGGAAUAUGGUUCCAUACGAUAUCAGAACAAACAGUGGUGUGGGUAGCAAACAGGGACAAUCCAAUCACUGGUUCCUCGGGAGUUCUCUCAGUUAACCAUAAUGGAAAUCUCGUUCUCUAUGGUGAUCAUGACCAAAUCUUUCCAGUAUGGUCUGCAAAUGUCUCUGUGGUUGCAGCAGAUGCUUGUGAAGCUCAGCUCUUGGACACAGGGAAUUUAGUUUUAGUCCAGGGAAGAAAUAAAAAAAUUCUGUGGCAAAGCUUUGAUUAUCCCACAAAUACCCUGCUACAAGGAAUGAAAAUUGGUGUGAACUUGAAAACGGGUAUGGAAACGUUCCUAACUUCUUGGAGAUCAGCGCAUGAUCCAGGAAUUGGAAACUAUUCAUUUAGGCUCAAUCCAAGUGGAUCACCAGAGUUUUAUCUAUACAAGGGUACCAACCCCUAUUGGCGAAGUAUACCAUGGCCUUGGAGAACAAAUGCAGAAGUCUACAAGAACAGUUUUGUUAACAAUCUUGAAGAUAUAUACUAUACCUACUCUGCUGACUACUCUUCUGUCAUCAUAAGAGUCGUAGUAGAGGAAUCAGGAUUGCUCAAGCGGCUAACUUGGCAUGAAAGUGACAGCCAAUGGAAGGAAUACUGGUCAGCACCUAAGCACAAGUGUGACUCUUUAGGGCAGUGUGGUCCUAACAGUUUGUGCGAUCCUUAUAAUUUUACUAACUAUGAAUGUGCUUGUUUACCUGGGUAUGAACCCAAGUUCCCAAAGGACUGGCAUCUAAGAGAUGGGUCAGGUGGGUGCAUCAGGAAGCGACUGGAAUCUUCCUCGGUUUGUGGACAUGAAGAAGGUUUUGUGAAACUGUCAAUGGUUAAGAUUCCUGUUUCUUCAGCAGCUGUCUGGGUGGAUAUGAGUAUGAGUCAGAUGGACUGCCAAAAAGAGUGCAAGAAUAAUUGUUCCUGCACUGCAUAUGCAAGUAUACCAAUUGCUGGGAAAGGAACCGGUUGCUUAUCAUGGUAUGGGGAAAUAAUGGAUACAAUAGAUCAUACAUAUUAUGGAUACGAUCUCUAUGUUCGUGUUGAUGCUGUUGAAUUAGCUAAGCAAGCAAGGAAAUCAUACCGUUCUCUUAAAAUGGAGGGGACGCUGCCCAUUCUGGUACUGUGUGUUGCCUCUGUAUGGUUUGUCGUUACCAUAUUUACCUGUUUAUGGUUGAGGAGAAAAGUAAAGAAAAGAAGGAAUAGAAGAUCAGUUGAUCAAAUCAGUGGUUACAAAGAUACUUUUACUGCAAAUGAGCUAGGGGACAGCAAUAAGCAUCCAGAUUUGGCCUUUUUAAGUCUCAACACCAUAUUAGUUGCCACUAACAAUUUAUCUUCAGCUAACAAAAUAGGGCAAGGUGGUUUUGGAUCUGUUUAUAAGGGUCGGCUGGCUAAUGGACAGGACAUUGCUGUAAAAAGACUAUCCAAAAAUUCAGGGCAAGGAAAAGAAGAAUUCAAAAAUGAAGUUAUGUUAAUUGCUCAGCUUCAACACCGGAAUCUUGUGAAACUACUAGGAUGUUGUAUUCAGGGAGAAGAACGAAUUUUAAUUUAUGAAUACUUGCCAAAUGGAAGCCUGGACUUAUUUAUUUUUGAUGAGACAAGAAAGUCAUGUUUGAGUUGGAAUAAACGCUUCAGUAUUAUUCUUGGGAUUGCCCGUGGAAUUUUAUAUCUUCAUGAGGAUUCGAGGUUGAGAGUUAUCCACAGAGAUUUAAAAAGUAGCAACAUCCUCUUAGAUGCAGAGAUGAAUCCCAAAAUUUCGGAUUUUGGAUUGGCAAAAGUACUCAAAGAUGAUCAAAUUCAAAAUAAGACGAGCAGAGUCGUUGGAACUUAUGGCUAUAUGUCCCCCGAGUAUGCAGUAUUUGGAAGAUUUUCUAUUAAGUCAGACGUCUUCAGUUUUGGAGUUGUAUUACUGGAGAUUGUAAGUGGCAAGAAAAAUAAUGGUUUUAUUCAUGACCUUUCUCUGAGCUUGAUAGGACAUGUGUGGGAGCUAUGGAGAGAAGAUAGAGCACUGGAGAUAAUUGAUUCAUCGUUGAAAGAUUCAUACAAUCCUGAUGAAGCCCUGAGAUGCAUUCAAGUUGGACUCUUAUGUGUUCAAGAAGCUGCUUUUGAUAGACCAACUAUGUUACAAGUUGUUCUAAUGCUGAGUAGUGAAACAACUCUUCCUUCUCCAAAACAGCCUGCCUUCAUUUUCAGAAAAUCUUGCAGCAGUUCUAACUCAUCACUAGUGGGGGAAGAUGGGUCUGCAUGCUCUAUUAAUGAUGUGACGAUUACAGCAGUUACCACUCGCUAAUUUCAGAUCAAUUCAUUAUAUAAAAGAUUUAUUGUUAGUCAA
Hevea brasiliensis (rubber tree) is the source of this 5167-nucleotide messenger RNA. RefSeq lists its product as uncharacterized. The transcript has 14 exons. Gene Ontology annotation, molecular function: ATP binding; protein serine/threonine kinase activity. Gene Ontology annotation, biological process: protein phosphorylation; recognition of pollen. Lineage: Eukaryota; Viridiplantae; Streptophyta; Magnoliopsida; Malpighiales; Euphorbiaceae. The record is from RefSeq and is a predicted model, not a curated record.